Molecule: messenger RNA, 5870 nt
Organism: Xyrauchen texanus (razorback sucker)
Lineage: Eukaryota; Metazoa; Chordata; Actinopteri; Cypriniformes; Catostomidae
Product: NLR family CARD domain-containing protein 3-like
Exons: 8
Coding region: 127-3456 (1109 amino acids)
Molecular function (GO): protein binding
Source: RefSeq, a predicted model, not a curated record
CAGCUAAUAGCUUGAAAUAAUGCGGUUGCUGCUAGACGGUGACUAUUAUCGACAAGGAAACGCUUAAUUACUUCAUCAGGCUUUUCUGACGGACUGAAAUCAUCACGAGAUCAUAGUGCAUCUAAAAUGAGUCUCAGUGAGGAGAUGGAGCAGGACACUUCCUAUGACAUGAGUUUCUGUGGGAAGACAGAGGAGCGAGGUGCUGUUCAGAUACAGGGAGCAGCAUCUUCAGGGUCAUCUUCAGAACCCAGCUGUGUGUCUAUGAAGAGUAAUGACUCCAUGAUCCUGCCACCUGUUUUUAGUGAUGGAGUAGUGACCUCUGACCUCAGGUUUGAGAAACAGGCUCUAGAACCCAGCUGUGUGUCUAUGAAAAGUAGUAACUCCAUGAUCCUGCCCCCUGUUUUUAGUGAUGGAGUAGUGACCUCUGAUCUCAAUGUCGUGAGGGAAGAACUGAUCCAGGUUCAGUCCAGAUGUGGAGUUUGUGAGCAGGUUAUGAGAGAUCCGGUCUCUAUCACCUGUGGACACAUUUUCUGUAGACAGUGUAUCAGCUGCUACUGGGAUCAGACCAGUCCAAUAGAAGACUUUAACUGUCCUCAAUGCAGAAAGAGAUCUAGAACACGUCCUUUUCUACACACACAGAAAGAAAUGAGAGGAUCCAUUUCUGCUGGUUCUGUUCACUUCUACACAGAAUCAGAUCUGCAGCAGGAUUCUCAACAACCAGUAGAUGAUGUUCUUCAGAGAGUCAAAGAUCAACACAAAACCAGCAUGAAGAACAAGUCUGAGAGCUUAUUUGAGGGAAUAAAACUGCUUGAGAAUCAAACGCUCUUGAACAGGAUUUACACACAGCUCUACAUCAUAGAGGGAGAGAGUGAAGGGGUGAAUGAAGAACAUGAGGUUUUACACAUGGAGAAAACAGCCAGAACUCAACACCAUCAAGACACUCCAAUCUACUGCAAUGACAUCUUUAAACCUGAAGCAGGAUGUGAGGAGAAGAGAAAAGACCAAAUAAAGACUGUUCUUACUAAAGGCAUCGCUGGAAUUGGGAAAACAGUUUCUGUGCAGAAGUUCAUUCUUGACUGGGCCGAGGGAAAAGCCAAUCAGGAUGUAGAUUUUAUGUUUGUGUUUCCAUUUCGAGAGCUGAACUUGAUUAAAGAUGAGCAGUACAGUCUUUACAAACUUCUGCUGGACUUUCAUCCUGAACUUCAUGAUCUGGACCCAAAGAUUUAUGAUGAGUGUAAAGUUGUGUUCAUCUUUGACGGUCUGGAUGAAUGCAGAAUUCCACUGAUGUUUUCAGACCAUGAGAAAGUUCCUGAUGUGACUGAGACUUCAUCAGUGGGUGUGUUGAUGUCAAACCUCAUCAAAGGAGAUCUGCUUCCCUCUGCUCUCAUCUGGAUUACCUCCAGACCAGCAGCAGCCAAUCAGAUCCCCAACAAAUAUAUCAAGCGCGUGACAGAGAUUCAGGGAUUCAAUGACCCUCAGAAGGAGGAAUAUUUCAGGAAGAGAAUCAGUGAUGAGCAUCAAGCCAGCAGAAUCAUCUCACACAUUAGAAAAGCAAGAAGCCUCCACAUUAUGUGCCACAUACCAGUCUUCUGCUGGAUCUCAUCCACUGUGCUUCAAAACAUCCUGAAACAAGAUGACAGUGCAGAAAUCCCUCAAACUCUGACUGAAAUGUACAUCCACUUCCUGCUCAUUCAGAUCAAUAUGAGGAAUCAGAAGUAUGAAGAGAGAGAUCCAGAGAAACUCUUGCAGUCCAACAGAGAAGUGAUUGUGAAACUUGCUGAACUUGCUUUCAAACAGCUGAUGAAGGGCAAUGUUAUGUUCUAUGAGGAGGACCUGAGAGAGAGCGGCAUAGAUGUCACUGAUGCCUCAGUGCAUUUUGGGAUCUGCACUGAGAUCUUUAAGGAGGAAUCUGUGAUUCAUCAGAGGAAAGUCUACAGCUUCAUACAUCUCAGCUUUCAGGAGUUUCUGGCUGCUUUCCAUGUUUUUCACUGCUAUUUACUCAAGAACAGUGAGGUUCUGAAUAUGUUCUUGAAAGGAAAGGCCAGAACUCUGAGUGGGGAUGUUCCUCUGUAUGGAUUUCUUCUAGGAGCAGUUAAAAAAGCUCUGAGCAGUAAAGAUGGACGCCUGGACCUUUUCCUGCGAUUCCUGCUGGGCAUCUCUCUGGAGUCCAAUCAGAGACUCUUACAGGAUCUACUGACUCACACAGAGAACAGCUCAGAGAGCAUAGAGAAUGUGACUCAAAGCCUCAAACAAUUAAAAAACAAAAACAAUGUAAAUCCUGAAAGAUGGAUUAAUCUCUCAAACUGCUUACUUGAAAUGAAGGACAAUGCUGCUGUUGAAGAAAUUCAGGCUUUUCUAAAAUCUCCAAGUAACAAAAAACUUACUCUUGCACAAUGCUCAACUUUUGCAAAUAUAAUCCUGAUGUCAGAGGUGCUGGAUGAGUUUGACCUUAAGAAGUAUAACAUAAAAUCAAGCAGUGGUCGACAGAGGCUAUUACCUGCAGUGAGGAACUGCAGAAAAGCUCUAUUGCCAAGCUGUGACCUGAAUGAUAAGUCCUGUGAAAGUUUGGUUUUAGUUCUGCUAUCAUCAAGUUCUGUCCUGAGAGAGCUGGAUCUGAGUAACAAUGACCUGCAGGACUCAGGAGUGAAGCUGCUCUCUGAUGGACUAAAGAGUACAAACUGUCAACUACAAAUACUGAGAUUAUCAGGCUGUAUGGUGACAGAGGUUGGAUGUGGUUAUCUGGCUUCAGCACUGAGUUCAAACCCCUCGCACCUGAAAGAGCUGGAUCUGAGCUACAAUCAUCCAGGAGAAUCAGGAGUCAAAUUGCUGUAUGAGAGACUCAAUGAUCCAAACUGUAUUCUGGACAAACUCAACUUGGAUCAUGGGGGAAAGAUCAGGAUUAUACCAGGACCACAAAAAUAUUUCUGUGAUCUCACGCUGGAUCCCAAUACCGCAAACGUUUUCCUCUUACUGUCUGAGAGGAACAGAAAGGUGACAUAUGUGAGAGAGUGUCAGUCAUAUCCUGAUCAUCCAGAGAGAUUUGAUAAAUUACAACAGGUUCUGUGUAGAGAGCGUCUUUCUGGGCGCUGUUACUGGGAGAGUGAAUGGAGCGGAGAUGCUGAUAUAUCACUGGCAUAUAAAGGAAUCAACAGGAAAGCAGAUGGAGCCUCUGAGUUUGGAUGCAAUGAAAAGUCCUGGAGACUGAUUUGCUCUGAUAAUCGAUUCAUUGUGUCGCACAAAAAUAAGAACAUUAAAAUACGUGCCCCUUCAUGUCGCUCUAACAGAGUAGGAGUGUAUCUGGACUGGUCGGCUGGCACUCUGUCCUUCUACAGCGUCUCUGACACACACACUCUCACACACUUGCACACAUUCAACAACACAUUCACUGAACCCCUCUAUGCUGGAUUUGGUCUUUAUUUUCUCACCUCUGUGUCUCUGUGUCAGACUUCCCCGUGAGUCAACCACAAAUAGUAUGUACAUUCAGAUAUUUACCUAUAUUUGUUGUGACAAAGCUAACAUGCUGUUAUUCUACAAACUUGGAUUAGGGUUUUUCCAAAAUCCGUAAACCAAGACCAACAUUUCUAAUUGUAUCAUUCUACAGCUUUAAAAGCUACAUUUACCAAACUCAACACAGACCUUCAGACUUCUCUGACUUUUCUGACUGACUUAUGGUUUUUCCAUCUCUCACCUUCAUUGACCAAAAAUCCCAUACACUUACUUAGGCAUGUUUAAAUGAGCCAAGAGUGCUUCCUUACAGACAUGCAUGCAAAGCAUUAAGCCUCUUUUUCACUCUCUCACUGUCACUUUUUUCUUUUACACCUGUUUUCACAUUUUAGGCGGACUGUUUGAAAAGACAUGUAAACGUGGUCCAAAACGUUUUGAGAUUUGUCCACAUCAAUUACAUUUUAGAAGAGGUUGAAAAUUCAUGUGAUCACAUUGCGCUCAUAUGUAAAUUCUCAUCUGUUCAAAUACAGCAGCUAAGCUCCUAUCUCACUCACCUGUCAAUCAAGUGCUGCUCCGUUAAUACAGGUACUUCACUAAAAUAAUUGAGUUCUGCUUUAAACCAGUUUGUGCUUGGAUUAAAUGCAUGUAUAAUUAAGAGAAAGGGUGGGCUGGUUUUAGCUUUCUUUUUUGCACUUUAUUAUCAUGCAUUAAUACAUUUUAUGUAAUUAAUUAUGUUGUAACUAAAUCAGAGACCCUCCCCUGGAAAUCCUAACACAAGUGGUCAAAAGAUGUAUAUUAUGGGUCUCGUGGCACCAUGCGAGGGUCAGACGUUUUAUUGGCGAGCUCUGCGCACUUUGCUAGUUUUAAUACUUUCUAUGUCAUAAACCGUUGAGAUUCAAGAUACUCUGAUUCUUGACUGUUCUAGGAAGACAAUAUGAGGAAAAUUCAAAGUCCUCUGGCUCUGGAGACAUUAAAAGACAGUUACAUGCUGAAGCUGAUACCCCUGACAAGGCUGCAUACCAGGGAAUCAAUUUGGACAGUGCGGUGAAAGAGAUUCAGCAUCAACUGAUGAACAAGUUGACAUAAGCUUUCUUAGAAAAACCACAACAUUUUCUUGUUCCUAGACAUUGCGUAUUCAAUGAGAGAAACAUGAUCGAUUCAAGGAAUGCAAAGAACUCUUGCAUCAACGGAAGGUCUCUAUUGCAUUGAUGUUCCCAGCCAAAUUGAGAAUAGAUUUACAUUACAUUUUACAUUUGGCGCUUUUAUCCAAAGCGACUUACAGUGCACUUAUUACAGGGACAAUCCCCCCGGAGCAACCUGGAGUUAAGUGCCUUGCUCAAGGACACAAUGGUGGUGGCUGUGGGGAUCGAACCUACAACCUUCUGAUUACCAGUUCAGUGCUUUAGUCCACUACACCACCACCACUCCUAUAUAGAUGUCAAUGGAUGCCAAGGAUGGCCGCAAAAUAUUUACAUGCCCACAGCAAGCGAUGUCAUUCAUAAAGUCAAUGGAAUGAGUAAGUCAUUGUGUGAUGCUCUUGAUACAGCCGAGUGGGUCUGACUCACUGAACAUUCACUUGACUGUCCGAGUAACCUGUGCUGGUUGCACCUAGCGGCUGGAGUCUCCUUCGGGACAGUUUGUGGAUGAAUCUACACGUUCUUUGUGCUUAUGCCUCCUAUUGGUUGGAGUUUGUUCUGUGGAAUAUUUCUUGCAAGAUAUUGGCGUAAUUUGGGCAUCUGUUCCACUUGUGUAACAGCCAAGUGAGCUUGACUCACUGAACAUUAACUUGUCUGUACGAGGAAACUGGGCACCUUCUUUGUUUCUCUUAUUGUGCUGGUUGCGCCUAUUGGCUGGAGUUUGUUUUGUGGAGGAACACGCCUUCGGAACCGUUAUGUGGAUGAAUGUACAUGUUCUUUGUGCUAAUGCUUCCUAUUGCUGGAUAUUGUUUUAUAGAAUGUUUCUGUUGUGUAAUUAUGUCUCACAAAAUUUGUAUAGAAGCACCGGACUUAAGCGGGGUUGUCGUGGGGCUCUCGUAGGCAUAUAUGGACUGUUUGAGUUUAGAGGGAUGGACACCGAUUGGCGCAGUUGCACGUUUUUCUUUUUUCUGUUUGUUUUGCUUGGGGGGUCGGGGUUUGACUCUGGUGUACUAAUGUUGGAAUGUGGUUGUUAUAAUUUUAUUUUUGAUGUUCACCAUUUUUUCUAUAAUAUGUCAAAUGUUAAAGGUGGGGUAUGUGAUUUUCUUUUUUGACCAUUAUUUCAAAAUAACUUGAAAUCCUAUUCCUAACCCACUUACUGGCUGUAAAUUAGAAGCACUGAAAUGAAAAUUAAGCAAUUUAAUCAUCUGUGGAACGGGCAGGACUCGAAAAACUCCAGCCGAUCAUUUUCAAGACCAUCUAGAAUCAUUGGACAGAAAAUGUGUCAAUCAA